UCCGGUCCGCGUUUCCCUGAGUUCGUGAGCAGCUGUCGCUGUGUGGUUCUGAGUGUUGAAGGCUGGCGCGAAAAUCGUGGGAGGUAUCUGUUCAGUGAGCGUAAUCGAAAUACCACAGUGCUUUUCCAGUACUGGUUGACAGUGGCGAGAUGGCCCCUGUCGAUCUCAACAGCGGUGCGAAUGACGGUGGCUCGGGCAUGGAGGAGAAGCUUCACCUGAUAACUCGCAACCUGCAGGAAGUUUUGGGCGAUGAUCGAAUGAAAGCUGUCAUGAAGGAAAGAGACCUCAAGAUCUACUGGGGGACUGCUACCACUGGAAAGCCUCAUUUGGCUUAUUUUGUUCCUAUGUCCAAGAUUGCUGACUUUCUCAAGGCAGGUUGUGAAGUAACCAUUCUUUUGGCUGACCUCCAUGCUUACCUAGACAACAUGAAAGCACCAUGGGACCUGCUAGCUUUACGCACAGAGUAUUAUGAGCGUGUCAUCAAGGCGAUGCUCAAGGCAAUUGGUGUUCCAUUGGAAAAACUCAAGUUUAUCAAGGGGACUGACUAUCAGUUGAGUAAAGAAUUUACUCUUGAUGUCUACAGAUUGACCUCAAUGGUGACUGAGCAUGAUGCCAAGAAGGCUGGCGCUGAGGUCGUGAAGCAGGUGGAGCAUCCACUUUUGUCUGGACUUCUGUACCCAGGCCUGCAGGCUCUCGAUGAAGAAUACUUGCACUGUGACACUCAGUUUGGGGGCAUCGAUCAGCGCAAGAUCUUCACAUUUGCUGAAAAGUACCUGCCUCAGUUAGGCUACAAGAAGAGAUCUCAUCUGAUGAACCCCAUGGUCCCUGGUCUGACAGGAGGAAAGAUGUCAUCCUCAGAAGAGGACAGCAAAAUUGAUCUCCUGGACUCAGCUCCAGCUGUCAAGAAAAAGCUGAAAAAGGCUUUCUGUGAGCCAGGCAACAUAGCUGACAAUGGUGUCCUUUCAUUCUGCAAGCAUGUCAUUUUCCCCCUGCUGGGUUCAGAGAAAUUUACCAUCGAGCGGGCGCCGGAGAAUGGUGGCAACGUCGACUACUCAGACUUUAAUGGCCUGGAGGCUGCCUUUGCUGAGCAGCAGAUUCACCCAGGCGACCUCAAGGCCACUGUUGAGCGCCACCUGAACCGCCUGAUGGAGCCCAUCCGGCAGGAGUUCGAGUCGCCCGAGCUGAAGAAGCUCGUGCAGCGCGCCUACCCGCCGCCGGGCAAGAAGCCCGCCGCCGCCGCCGAGCAGGACGGACCGCACCGGCUGGACAUGCGCGUCGGUCGCGUCGUCUCCGUGGAGCGGCACCCGGAGGCCGAGACCCUGUACGUCGAGCGGAUCGACCUGGGCGAGCUGGAGCCGCGCACCAUCGUCUCCGGCCUCGUGCAGCACGUGAGCGAGGACGAGCUGCGCGGCCGCCUGGUGGUCGUGCUCUGCAACCUGAAGCCGGCCAAGAUGCGUGGCGUCGAGUCGCGUGGCAUGCUGCUGUGCGCGUCGGCGGAGGAGCCGCGCGCCGUGCGGCCUCUCGACCCGCCGGCGUCCGCGCGCCCCGGCGACCGCGUGCUCGUCGAGAGCUACGAGACGGGCGCGCCCGACGAGCAGCUCAACCCCAAGAAGAAGGUGUGGGAGAAGCUGCAGGCCGACCUGAAGACGUCGGCCACGGGCGUGGCGGAGUGGCAGGGUAACCCGCUCAUGGCCAAGGACGGCGCGGUCACCUGCACGGCGCUCAAGAGCGCGCCCAUCAGGUAGCGGGAUGGUGCGGCGCGCGUCUUCGUACAGACAGUCGUCGUACAUCUGUCUGUGUCUAUUUUGAUUAUUUCUAAGCGACGUUUGGCUCUGGGGUGGUGAGAUGUUCGACGGAGCGGUGGGCGCGGUGAUGUGGGUGGCAGAUGAAAGGAAUGAGGCUAGCCGUUGGAAAUUACCUGGUCGUGGCUCUUGUGAAGGCUUUGGAUACUUUUGCCGCCAUGGCAUGUGUUCACCUGAUUCUGAGCGCGCGGUUUUGACAGGCGUUUUAUCAGUCAUCUAGCGUGAUCUCCACGCUCCAAAAUGACGGGCGUGGCUAGCAGUUUUAGCAUCUCCCUGUCAUGCACAGUGUACCAAAUAGUAUUUAAUUAACGUUAUUCUCUGCUUAUCGCACGCUGUUGGCUUUGGAAUAAACUGUUGCACCCU
This is a messenger RNA of Pollicipes pollicipes, 2165 nucleotides long. RefSeq names its product Tyrosyl-tRNA synthetase (gene TyrRS). Bases 150 to 1745 code for a protein of 531 amino acids. Gene Ontology annotation, molecular function: tRNA binding; tyrosine-tRNA ligase activity; ATP binding. The record is from RefSeq and is a predicted model, not a curated record. The transcript has a single exon. NCBI's taxonomy places the organism in Eukaryota, Metazoa, Arthropoda, Thecostraca, Pollicipedomorpha, Pollicipedidae. Gene Ontology annotation, biological process: tyrosyl-tRNA aminoacylation.